CUGUCAGUCAGUCUUCUUGCCACGGACCUGUCUUGACUCGUGGAGCGAACCCGAGGCGGACGGCAGGGGCCUCGCCCGAGCACGAAGAGCUUAGCCGAGUAGAGCUCAGAGCUCCUGCUCCUCGGGCCAGGGCAGGGGAAGCUCCUGCCGUAUUGUAACCGCAGCGAGCCCCAACCCAACUGCGCGUCCCACUCUCCCGUCGACAGCAUCGCAUCACGUUUGCACCCCCAAUUCGGCACAACAGCAUCUUGUCACCACCUACAUGCAGUGGUACGGUCAGUUCCCCUUUGGGCAUAACAGUACGCUACAACAGGCACAGGCACAGGCACAGGCAGGCACAGGCACAGGCAGGCACAUGCUCGGCCAGACGCCCGACACGUCCAACAAGCUGGUUCCCCGUUUGGGAGAGCUGAGACACGUACGGCCAUACUCAAACCACGCAUCGGGAGCAGGCAUCAUUCUUGGGCUUGCGACUAUUCUUGGGCUCCAAGGCCCACUCCCCCAGGUCUCGUCAUUCGCCAGGCCGGGGCUGUCAGGAGUGCAGCUUUAUCCUAUCUACGACAGCUCGACUAAUAGCCCUCCCCCUUAUUACCGGCCACCCGCCCUCGCUCCCGCCAUCCCGCCCGUUGUCUCCCACACUCCCGACGAUUGAUCCUGAGACCCAUUCUCCAGUUGCCUGCAUCCUGCUCCAACGACGCCCUCCCGGCCCGUCUGCACGUCACGCUUGUCGGUCCAGUUGGGCCCAGCCCUAUCCUUUUUUGUACCGCCAUCCGUUCCGUCGUUGGGUCGUCCCUGCGCCAUCCGCCUCCGUCCCUCCACCCCUCCGCCCCUCCGCCCACCCCGGACGUCAGCAGACCCCAGGUCUCGGUACGGACCCGGACAAGCCGGAGCCCGCUUCGGGAUUGAGGGCAGCAACAAGGCCCGGACAAUGACCAACCCGUCACUCUCACACCUCCUGCACGCCGACUCCUCCAUGUCUCAGCAGCACUCCCACUCCCAAUCUCAACCAGUGCCCACCUCCUCGCCCGGGAAUUACACAUACCCACCACCUCCCGGCGUCUCGCCCGCUGCAUCUGGUACUUCUCAUCUGACGCCUGCCGCCACCCCUGCCGCUUCUCCUGGUGCUCUUUCGACCACAGGCGGGAGCGCUGUGGCCGGUGCCACCUCCAACACGCCGGCCAGUGGCCAUACCGCCAAUAUCAGCCUCUACCAAUGUGCUCACUGUCUCAGGAGAUACUCUCGCCCCGAGCAUCUCCAGCGGCACAUAGCCACUCACACGCUCGGGAAGCGCUUCGUCUGUGACGUUUGCUCCAAGGCUUUUGCGCGUGCUGAUCUGCUCAAGAGGCACCGUGCCAACCACAACGAUGAUGGAAAUGGGACAAAGAGGCGGCGCAUCAACUCGUCCCCCGGCGCCGGCCGCGUCGCCCACGCCUGCAACGCCUGCGCAAAAGCCCGCGUCAAGUGUGAAGAGACCAAACCGUGCACACGGUGUCGCAACCGCAACUUGACCUGUGUCCCUUCUCCCUCCGAGGCGGGCUCCGCUGCUGCGAUGCAUCUCUUGCACCUCUCGGCGAACGCGCACUCCUCCGGCGACACCACGCCCACUUCCUCUGCGCCCACGGCUCCAGCCGGCCACGGAGCCAUUCCCAGCGCGUACCACUUGGGAUCGAGUUCGCUGCACUCCAAUGCGGCUGAGGCUAUGCAAACACAUGGGCCCCACAACCCUGCCGCGCCUGCGAUGACGAAUCUUGUGCACGCCCAGUCGACCGGUACCAGCCCUUCCAUCCUGGCCAACAAUCCACCAAUCAAUGCUGAGGCCGCCCAACUACCCACCCCUGAGACCAUCAUGGACCAAAACAAUGCGAGUGGCUACCAUGGGUCGUAUCCAAAUCAGAGCCUGGUGGAUAUGAACAAGAUGCCGUUCUCGGACUUUCUGCGAGAUGUUCUCUACGACCAGCAGCACCAGCACCAGCACCAGCAGCAACAACAACAACAACAACAACAACAACAGCAGCAGAUGGACUCUCAAAAAAUGGUUGAGGCGCAGGGCCUUGCUGUACUGGACUUCUGCGACGACGCCAACCUGGAUAUGAAUGAUUUUGACUUCGGCAUGCUCGACCACUGGAAUAUAGGUGACGUUCACGGCAUGCUUGCUACGGACCCGAACCUGGCCGACUACGUCUCUAACCAGCCCGAGGACACCGCGGAUAUGUCUCGCAUGCGCCAGCGCCUGGUCAAAAUAUGGACAAAUUCGCCCUGGCGGUGGAUGCCCGACGGGCAAAGGGACAACAUCCACAACCAGAAGAGCGGUCUCCCGUUGGCUGAUAUACAUGCCACACAACUAAAACCCGACAGGAUCAUCCAUGACAAGCUGCACUCAUCUGGACGUGACAAGAUCCUCGCCAUUGUUCUGAGUACUUGUCAAAACAAUGUUAUGUUGAGCCGCGUCGCGUCGUCAUUCCCUUCGACUGAGGUGAUGGACUCCUUGGUUCAUACAUUCCUAGCGUGGCACUUGUGCCAGGUCUCGGAGUUCAUCCAUUUUGGAACAUUCUCCUUAAAUGCCCAAUGCCCUGAAUGGUCAGCAGUUGCUGCGUCAGCUGGUGGGAUCCUGACACCUGUGAAAUCCCUUAGGAAGUUUGGAUUCGCUUUACAGGAGGCAGUCCGUGUCACCAUCGUUAACAGGUUCGAGGACAACAACUCGAAAGUUCAGGAUCAGAGUUUAGUCCAAGCUCUUGUCUUGGGUCAAGACAUCGGACUGUGGAGUGGCAACAGGAGGCGCAUGGAAAUCGCUGAAUGCCAUUUGAACAUUCCAAUCGCAAUGAUCAGGGGCAGAGGCAGUUUCCAAAGGUCUGCAUAUCCGCUCAUCCAUGUGGACCCAGCAGACGACGGGGCCGUGCUGGAAGAGAAGUGGAAGACGUGGUGUCACCGGGAGUCUUGGAAAAGGCUCAUAUUUCACUUAUAUCUCCGAGACGCGCAAACAUCCAUGACGUCCAUGAAUAACCCCCACAUAUCUUACGCGGAACUAACACUACCGCUCCCCGAGGCUAGGGAGAUCUGGUUUGCAAAGACCGCCCUGGAAUGGAAGAUGUACUACCUUGAAAGAAAUGCUGGUCAGGAUCGACGGCUGCCUUCACUCGGCGACCUCUUGCGCGACAUCAACCUCCUGGCGAUUGAUCAGCAUCGCCUUGAUGUCCAAUACGCCGUUUCCAUCUAUCUCCACGGCUUCUGGUCCCUUAUCCGGGAAUAUCGGCAGAUGAAUACCAUCUAUCGGUGGUCGGCAUACUCCCCGUCUACAGCAGGAAACCCGAAUACACUGCUACAGUCCCGCCACCAGGAACUUGUCAGGGCUCUGGAGCAGUUCCAAGGCACUGCAUUGAAGAACUGGCCACACAUGCUCAGUGCCCAGGAGAAAGUCGUGCUUAACCUCCUUUUUGUGAAUCUUCACGUUAGCCUGGAGGAUUUGCAGCUGUUUUCAGGCAAGGAGGGCGACGAGCAGGCCAAGAGGAUCUACCCGUCUCUACAACGUUGGGCACAGGACGCCGAGUCCCGCCGCUCUUUAUGGCACGCAGGACAGAUCCUCAGAUGGGCAAAGGAAUUCCCAACCAGCCACCUGAAGGACUUCUAUUCGGUCGCUGUACAUCAUGCUGCGCUGACCAUAUGGACGUGGGGCGUGCUUACCCGCGCAACCAGGCGCACGGCCGGACCGCAGCCAGGUUACAACCAAAACGAGCCUGUAAUAUAUCUGGACGGCCCCGAGAUGAGCGAGACUGCUCAAUUUACAUCGUACGGUACGGGCAGGCCCGCCAUACGCGGGCCUGUGAAGAAGGGCAAAGGCAAUGGCCGAGAGAGCGCUGGGGGCGGCAGCGUCGCGGCGGAGAGCCUCGCCGAGGAGCCCAAGCUCACCAUGGCAAUUGUCGAGGAGGUUUUCCGAGCGAAUUUCCUGAAUGGCACCGCUGCGCCUAUUGUUGAGAAUUUGUGUCAUCUGAUCAAGCAGCUCGGGAAUGCUGCCUGGGCUGUUGGCCUGGGCUGAAGGGUCUUGAGAAUCCGGAUCCGUCAAUUACAUCGCGCUGGCAGAACCUCUGCCAGACAAAAGAUGCGUGCUAAGAUGCGCCAACCUACAUAUGACCAUCCCCUGCCCUGUCAAGCUACGGACGGCCAGGUUGAGAGUUGCCAUUGGCUCUCCGGGAAAAGUCCUCAGGCGGAGACGCUUGGACUGUUCCCUGAACACGCGGGCUUAUAUCAAUGUAUGCAUGCAUAAAACCUGGAACGCAACAAAACAUGCAACCUCCAGCAAUGGUCCAUGCCUCAGAGUGAGGUGACAAGGACGCCGAGACACCUCGAACCUCAGUUGCGCGAAAGAGUAAAUAUACCCUGUGAAAUGCAAAUAGAAAAGUGUCUGUACAUGGCUACAGACAAAAGAAUUCCGAUGGCGUGUAACGCACCCUUUGCAAGCGAAUGGUAUUGCAUAAAAUCCAGCUACGCACUCCAGAGAAAGCCACGGUCCUCAUGCCCUCGUGGUCAUCUUGUUUGAAAGCGUGCUCUUCUGUCUCAUUUUCUCGGUUCUCAUCACAUGUUUUAUUACUAUCAUAACACAGCCGUAUUAAAAAUGGUCGAAAACAUAUUCUUGUAUAUACUUUGGCUUGGUGACAUGCCGUUUGUUUUUCUCUGCAGGAAGGUCUACUGCAGAGGACAUACGUUCUCAGUAUCUUCUUCCAUGGGUAGCUAUUCUCGAGAACGUCGUCCAAUAAAAAAUAA
This is a messenger RNA of Diaporthe batatas, 4755 nucleotides long. RefSeq lists its product as uncharacterized. Gene Ontology annotation, molecular function: zinc ion binding; DNA-binding transcription factor activity, RNA polymerase II-specific; DNA binding. The transcript has 6 exons. Lineage: Eukaryota; Fungi; Ascomycota; Sordariomycetes; Diaporthales; Diaporthaceae. The coding region runs from base 929 to 4030 and encodes 1033 amino acids. Gene Ontology annotation, biological process: regulation of DNA-templated transcription; DNA-templated transcription. The record is from RefSeq and is a predicted model, not a curated record.